AUGGCAUCGGCAAUGGCUACUAAAUUUUUGACUGAUCGUGUUGCUCUUGUAACAGCUUCUACUAAAGGUAUCGGAUUUGCUAUUGCAAAACAAUUGGGAGCCGCUGGAGCUUCAGUAGUUGUUUGCAGUCGGAAGGAGAAAAAUGUUAAUGUAAGUCACUUUUCAUUCUUUUUAUUACUUAAAAAAACAUUUAAUGAAUUUAGGAAGCCGUUGCUGCACUUCGUUUAGAAGAUAUCGACGCUCAUGGAACAACCGCAAAUGUUGGUAAAAAAGAGGAUCGAACACGGUUAAUCGAUUUUACAUUGGAUAAAUUCACAAAACUCGAUAUUCUUGUAUCAAACGCAGCGGUGAAUCCACAUUAUGGAGAUCUUUUGAGUAUCGAAGAUUCACAAUGGGACAAAUUAUUGGAUUUAAAUGUAAAAUCAGCAUUUGAGUUAACAAAAGAGGCUGUUCCACAUUUAGAAGCAUCUGGAAGAGGAAAUAUUGUUUUUGUUUCUUCUGUCGCUGGUAAUUUUUUGUUGAAAAUGUAUGAUUCCCCCAAAAAUCUCAUUUUUUCAGGCUAUUCUCCAAUGAACGAUAUCGGCGCAUAUUCAGUGAUGAAAACAACAUUAACCGGUUUAAGCAAAUCAUUGGCUUUGAAUUUGGCACGUAGAAAUAUUCGAGUUAACACAAUUGCACCAGGCAAGUGACCUUUGAUUAUCAUUUAACAAACAACUGUUUUCAUUGAAUCGAAAAAGUUAGCCAAAUGAUAGAUGUUUAAUGCAUUCAAAAAAAGUCUCGAGGAACAAUUCGUCAUGUGCUUUUCCUCGCAAAAAGUUUUUUUUAGUAAAUAAGUCAACCGAAUUUUGUAAAAAGCACGAGCCACUGUGCAAAUAAAAGCUUUCAUUGCAAAGAUAAAAAGUUCAAGAUAUUUUUUUUCAGGGAUUAUUCGAACCGAUUUUUCACAAGCCUUGUUUUCCGACGAAACCGAAAAACAAAAAUGGUUAUCUCAAAUUGCACAAAAUCGAUUUGGAGAACCUGAAGAAUGCGCGGAUGCUGUCGCAUUUUUGGUUAGUUUUUUUGGGGGAAGACAUUUUAUUGCUGACGUUCUUAUCACUUCACGAAAUCAUUCGAUAGGAAUGUUUUCGGGUGCAUUAGAAGAAAAAAAGAUAUGAUUAAUGAGGCGUUUUUGAUCUCCGAAACAUAAUUUUUCGAUGAAAGAGAACUCGUGGAUUUCAGGUUUCUGAUGAAGCCAGUUACAUUUCUGGUGAAACAAUCGGUAUCAAUGGUGGUAUGCAAGCCCGAAUCUAA
Messenger RNA from Caenorhabditis angaria, 1290 nucleotides. The record is from the annotation of a GenBank genome assembly. NCBI's taxonomy places the organism in Eukaryota, Metazoa, Nematoda, Chromadorea, Rhabditida, Rhabditidae.